AUGGCACCGACCAUCCAGAGGCAGGCUCAGCGGGAAGACGGCCACAGACCUGGCCCCCAUAGGACCCUGCAGGAGAGGUCCGGGGUGGUCUGUCGCGUCAAGUACUGUAACAGUCUUCCGGACAUCCCUUUCGAUCCCAAGUUCAUCACUUACCCCUUUGACCAGAACAGGUUCGUCCCAUAUAAGGCGACCUCUCUGGAAAAGCAGCACAAACACGACCUGCUCACAGAGACGGACCUGGGGGUCACCAUCGACCUCAUUAACCCGGACACCUACCGAAUCGACCCCAGCGCUCUGCUAGAUCCGGCGGAUGAGAAGUUACUGGAGGAAGAAAUCCAGGCCCCGGCCAGCUCCAAAAGGUCCCAGCAGCAUGCAAAGGUGGUCCCCUGGAUGAGAAAGACCGAGUACAUCUCCACGGAGUUCAACCGUUACGGAAUCUCCAAUGAGAAGCCCGAGGUCAAGAUCGGGGUGUCCGUGAAGCAGCAGUUCACCGAGGAGGAGAUCUACAAAGAUCGGGACAGCCAGGUCGCAGCCAUCGAAAAGACCUUUGAGGAUGCCCGCAGGUCCAUUUCUCAACACUACAGCAAGCCGAGGGUGACGCCUGUCGAGGUGAUGCCCGUUUUCCCGGACUUCAAGAUGUGGAUCAAUCCCUGUGCCCAAGUGAUCUUCGACUCUGACCCAGCCCCAAAGGAUACCAGUGGUUCUGCAGCCCUGGAGAUGAUGUCUCAAGCCAUGAUCAGGGGAAUGAUGGAUGAGGAGGGCAACCAAUUUGUGGCCUACUUUCUGCCAGUGGAAGAGACCAGGCGAAAACGGAAGCGGGACCAGGAAGAGGAGAUGGACUAUGGCCCAGAUGAUGUCUAUGUCUAUAAGAUUGCAAGGGAGUACAACUGGAAUGUGAAGAACAAGGCUAGUAAAGGCUAUGAAGAAAACUACUUUUUCAUCUUUCGAGAAGGUGAUGGGGUCUACUACAAUGAGUUGGAAACCAGAGUCCGCCUCAGUAAACGUAGGGCCAAGGCUGGAGUGCAGUUAGGCACCAAUGCCUUACUGGUGCUCAAACACCGGGACAUGAACAAGAAGGAACUGGAAGCUCAGGAAGCUCGGAAAGCACAGCUGGAGAACCAUGAGCCAGAAGAGGAGGAGGAAGAGGAGAUGGAGAUAGAGAAAGAGGCUCCAGGUUCAGAUGAAGAACAGGAAAAAGGAAGUGGCAGUGAAAUGGAAGGAAGUGAGGAGGAGGAGGAGGGGCAGUCAGGAAGUGAGAGUGAUCAGGAAGAGGAGGAGAGUGAGAAGAGUGGGAGUGGAGAGGACAAAGUUGAGGAAGAGAGCAGUGAGGGUGAGGCCCGAGCAGCCCGAGACAAGGAGGAGAUCUUUGGAAGUGAUGCUGACUCAGAGGAUGAGGAAGAGGAUGGGGAAGGUCAAGCCAAGGGCAGUGGAGAGGAUGAAGAAGAGGAGAGUGGCAGUGAUCCAGGGCCUGAGCAGCACAGCCCUAGUCCUUCCUUCCUCAGUGGCAGUGACCACUCAGCCCAAGAGGAUAGUAGUGAGGGGAGCACUUCUGAUUCCUGCGAGGAGAACAGUGACUGACUGAGGCUCAGAGGACCAUGCAGGCCACCAAACUGGCCAGAAGGGACUGGGCCUCUCUAGCUCAGGUACCAUUCUCAGGACAAAAGCAAACUACCUGUUUUUAAAAAACAAAACAAAACAAAAAAAAAACUUUUGCUGUCA
Trichosurus vulpecula (common brushtail) is the source of this 1719-nucleotide messenger RNA. RefSeq names its product RNA polymerase II-associated factor 1 homolog. Gene Ontology annotation, molecular function: chromatin binding; RNA polymerase II complex binding. Bases 1 to 1578 code for a protein of 525 amino acids. The transcript has a single exon. The record is from RefSeq and is a predicted model, not a curated record. Gene Ontology annotation, cellular component: Cdc73/Paf1 complex. Gene Ontology annotation, biological process: transcription elongation by RNA polymerase II. Lineage: Eukaryota; Metazoa; Chordata; Mammalia; Diprotodontia; Phalangeridae.